Messenger RNA from Phyllostomus discolor (pale spear-nosed bat), 2859 nucleotides. RefSeq names its product lysosomal thioesterase PPT2. The transcript has 9 exons. The coding region runs from base 1691 to 2584 and encodes 297 amino acids. Gene Ontology annotation, cellular component: lysosome; cell surface; extracellular region. Gene Ontology annotation, biological process: anatomical structure development. Gene Ontology annotation, molecular function: signaling receptor binding; palmitoyl hydrolase activity; thiolester hydrolase activity. Lineage: Eukaryota; Metazoa; Chordata; Mammalia; Chiroptera; Phyllostomidae. The record is from RefSeq and is a predicted model, not a curated record.
CACCCUCAGGGGUCCUCUAGGGACUCUCUGGCCCAGAGACCAAGUGGUGGCCUUGGAAAGCAGACAUCAGGCUCUUUUGUGCCUGUGACCGUGUCAUUGCUCGCACACUGCCCCCACCAACCAGGGCUCCCAGGACCCCCUCCUCCACUCUGUGAAUGACACAUCUUGGUCUCCCCCACCUCAUGUAUUCAGCUGGGGGUUGUUCCAUGCUCUCCCAUCCUCCCAAGGCCGAGGUUGGGAAGUGAGAAACCAGGUUUUUAACUUGUGGCUGCUCCUCCAUCUCUGGCUGCACUGGAGAGGAGCCCAGCCUGCCUACCACAGAGGUCUCCUUCCAGUCCGCUCAGGACAUUGUUAGCUUCUGUUCUCCCAUGUUCCCUUGUCAUCAGCCCUCCCACGCCCAGGAAGAACUACCCAUGAGAGUGGGUCCUGAGGCUCCCCUAUGGGGACAGUUCCAUUCUUGAAGUGUCAGUGUUGGGGAAUAUCUGUGGCCUGCAAGGCCCAUCUCAGGUUUGGGGAUCCCCCAGUCCCUAUGUUCAGUGUUGGGGCAUCCUCUGGGAGCCUAGUUUCUUUGAGGCCCCAGCCCCUUUUUUAGCUACUCUUGAAUGGGUGUUACCCGAGUAUUUAUGGAAAUAAAGUUCCAUUUCCUCAGUGUGGCUUGGCUCAUUUCCAGGUGAGGGGGACCUGGCUCCCCAAAAAGGGUGGGAAUGGAGAGUUGGAGGCCUGGGUGUCCUGAUGCACCCAGGUUUGGGGUGGGACCUUCUUGGUGUUUCUGCUCUCUCAAUGCCCAUUCUGUGUGGGUUCCUGAUUCUCUGGGUUCUUUCCUGUGGAGGACAAUUCUCUAACUGUCCCGGCCUCAGACUGGGAGGCUGGGCUCAGCGCUCCCUCCAGUGGUUUAUGCUUCAGCUUCAUGAAUAGAAUGUCCCUGCUACCCCCACACUGGAUGAGGGGGCUAAGGGUCAGGGUGGGCAUUUGUUGAGCCCCUUUCCAACCUUUGUAGACCAGAGCUGAGUGAGGGGCUGGACAAUGAGCCUCCUCUUCCUUGAAAGAAAGAAUUUUGGUAGAGACAAUAAGGCCCUGUCUGCUCUGGCAUAGGGGGCGGUGGCUGACUCAACUGUGCCCCACCCCCCACCCCCGUGAGGCCCUAACAAAUGUCAUCAAGAAAUGGGGUCAGUUUUCCUCUUAGUGCCCUGGGUUGCCUUCUUGCCCUUCACUGAUGACUUCCCCUUCUUUCUUGCCUCAGCUGAUUUUGUGCCUUUUCCCAUCAUCUGACCCUACUUUGUUCUCUACUAGCUCCCUCUCCCUGCUCCCCAGGUCUCUCCCACUCUGUGUUGUGUUUAAGAGGGGGGCAAUAGCCAAGGGUAUUGGUGGUGUUACAUAGCCAGUGGCCUCUGCCGAUUUGGGGAGGGUUCCAGAAAUAAGGGGCCUCAAGUUUGGAAGAUACUUCUAGGGGGCCCUUUGCUGGGCUGGGGUGAAGGUAGUAGGACUUGGACCCCACUAAGCAGAACAAGCUGGAGCUAUGGGGGAGGCCGGAGGGAGGGGGCAGGAAUGGGAGGACUCUGUGUAGCCCAGCCCCUCUGUAGCAGCCCAGCCUACCCACCAGUCUGAGCUGCUGCUGCUGAGGCUGGUGGCCUGAAGUUUCUGGGAGAGAGGGAAAAGCAGCCGGCAGGGCGGUCUGGAGUCAAGGAGAACCAUGGGGUCCAGGGCUGAGCUGUGCACUCUCUUAGGCGGACUCUCAUUCCUCCUCCUGCUGCUGUCAGGCGAAGGGUCCAAGGGUGGAUCCCUCAAAGAGAGUCAGGGAGUCUGCUCCAAGCAGACACUGGUGGUCCCACUGCGUUACAACGAGUCCUACAGCCAACCAGUAUAUAAGCCCUACCUUACCCUGUGUGCUGGAAGGCGCGUCUGCAGCAUGUACAGGACCACGUACCGAGUGGCGUGGCGGGAGGUGAGGCGGGAGGUGCAGCAGACUCAUGCUGUGUGCUGCCAAGGCUGGAAGAAGCGUCAUCCAGGGGCGCUCACCUGUGAUGAAGCCAUCUGCGCUAAGCCCUGCCUGAACGGAGGCGUCUGCAUUCGGCCUGACCAGUGCGAGUGCGCCCCUGGCUGGGGUGGGAAGCACUGUCACGUGGAUGUGGAUGAAUGUAGAACUAGCGUCACCCUCUGCUCCCACCGUUGCCUAAACACUGCAGGCAGCUUCCUCUGUGGCUGCCCACAAGGCCUGGUGCUGGGCCCAGACAGGCGCUCCUGCACAGUGGGGUCCCAGGAGUCUCCAACUAGUGCCAGCAUCUUUACUGUGGCGGUUCAGGAAGAGGAGGCGGAAAAAGAUGAGCAUGCCCUGAAGCAGGAGAUCCAUGAGCUGCGAGGGCGCCUGGAAAGGCUGGAGCUGUGGGCUAGGCGGGCUGGGGCCUGGGUCCGAGCGGUGCUGCCCAUACCUCCCCAAGACCUGCAGCCGGAACAGGUGGCAGAGCUGUGGGGCUGGGGUGACCGGAUCGAGUCUCUCAGUGACCAAGUGCUGCUGCUGGAGGAGAGGCUGGGUGCCUGCUCCUGUGAGGACAAUAGCCUGGACCCAGUCCUCAAUGGGCGCCCAUGAGGAUCUCUACAGAACCCCUUGCUCCCUAAAGUAUACAGAAGCUGGACCCACUCUCGUCCUUUGGAUUCACCAGCUGGGGGGCAGUAGAUAAGGUAAUCUGCCCCUUAGGAGCGACAUCAUGGCGGCCCCUGAGUCUUCCACCUGGGGCAGAUUGCCUGGGGGGUAGGAAGAGCUGCUUCAACUCGACAAAGGCAGCUAGUAUGUCCAGAUCUCUCAAUCUUUAUUCUGGUUCCUUGCUAUUAUCCAGAUAAUUAAUAAAAACCAAUUACAUAAAA